AUGUUCCACGUACAGAGAAUUGUACGUGCGAGUGCGGGUAGGCGGUUGACAGCAAGGGGCACGGCUUCGAACGCGGAAGCAGAAAAACAGAACGUCAGCCCGGUGCAACGGCUACACGUAUCGGAUGCCCUCAUCAAAGAGCUGCCAAUCGAAAGACAAUCGUUAACGCGGGGUCUGGCGAUGGACAAAUUUGAGAAGGACUUUUUCAUCUACCCUGAGCACCAGGAUGCCGAUGAUUUGCGGAAUAUCGAGGGUUUUGUGAAAGUCCUCAGGGAUUCGCUGCAACAAUCUGUUGAUUCUGGCGAGAUUGAGAAAAGCGGAACGCUGAGUGAAGUGGUCAAGCUGGCCCUGGAUAGAAACGCGAUAGUGAGCACCCUUGUCCCAAGCGCAUUUCAAGGCCUUGGCUUCACGAACAAGGACAAAAUCCGCGUAUUUGAGGAACUAAGCAUCGAUUUCUCGAUCAGCUCGAUGAUGCAAGCCACCAAUUCGGCCGUCAGCCUGUUGAUACAUUUUGGCAGCAGCGAGCAAAAGGAGAAAUAUCUGCCCCGGAUCGUCGACGGGCGUUGCCGACCUGGUUUUGCGUACAUUGAGCAGGGGUCCCAGGCACCGUUUGCUGAAAUUUACGGGAGCGGACAGCAACUAUUGCUGGAGGGGAAAUUUAAGGCCGUGAAUCCUCAAUCUGCAAACCUGAUGUUUGUGUUUGCCUUGAAGAGAGACCCAGUAGACAACAAACCGAAAUUGUCGUGUUUCCUCAUCGACCGCAACGAGUUGGAUGACGGGUCCAAAUGGGAUGGGAAACGGGACGGCACGCUUGGCUUGAAGGCCUUUGAGUAUGGUGAUCUCAGCAUACGUUGCUCCAUUUCGGAUGACGCGCUUCUGGGGGAGGAAGGCAGAGGCCGAGACGUCGCCAAUGAGCUGGUCGCCAGCGGGCGGAUGCCGUUCGCAGCAGCGGUCAGCGGUUUCGCCAAGCGGCUGGUCGAUGAUUUGUCGACGCUCUGCAAUCAAACCCCGUCCACGGCUACGGAAAAUACCGUUCUCGCGUCGUCAAGCAGUGUACAACGGCUACUAACGCACCUUUCAACAAAGGUCUAUGCUUUGGAAGCGGUGACCUACUAUCUCGGCGGGAUCAUUGAUGAGAAUAUGCCGAUUCUUGUCGACAUUGAAUCUGCCUUGAUGCAUAGAUUAGCUCGAGAAACGUUGAAAGAAUGCGUGUCGGCGAUCGUCGAAUUGAGCGGCUCGAAGGGGAUUGAGAUCGGCCCCAGAUACGAGAAAUGGAUCCGCGAUAUUUCGACGCUACUCGCUAUGAAUUCGGAGGGAAAUGUGACUGAAGAAGUUGCGAUGAGCACACUAUCGUCGUGGGCCGUCACAAAUUACUCACAUGCCAAGUCCAGCAUCCAGCGAUUUUUCAAGAUGGCCAGCCACGAGAAGCAGUUGGCCAACCCGAAAUUGAAACAUUUCAUCGCCGAGCACGCACAUCCGUCGCUUCAGGAUGCAGCGCAGGAGCUCGAGUUUACGAUGAGCCGCGUCCACGCCAUUUUGGACAAGUUGAUCGCGGAGCGGGGAAAGAACCUGGAGGCUGACUACGCCUCAAUGGAGAACCUGGUUAGAGUACUGCAAAACAACCUGAUAAUGGUCGCCGUCAUCUCACGGGCGACACGCUCCUACUCGAUCGGGCUGCGAAACAGCGAUCUGGAGAUCUUUUUCGCGACACAAUUGUGCACAAGGCUCUCACGCUCCUCCUGGUUCGAACUCGACGCGUUGAGCAACCACUUCAACCUGCUCAAACUCAACCCAAGCCUACUGUCGGCCGGCCGGGCCGUCCUCGAGAUGGGCGGCUACAAGAUUGAGAACCCGUUUGAACGGAAUUGG
Molecule: messenger RNA, 1869 nt
Organism: Mesorhabditis spiculigera
Lineage: Eukaryota; Metazoa; Nematoda; Chromadorea; Rhabditida; Rhabditidae
Source: the annotation of a GenBank genome assembly